Zootoca vivipara (common lizard) is the source of this 3182-nucleotide messenger RNA. It is a transcript of the gene ARL6IP4, whose product is annotated as ARF like GTPase 6 interacting protein 4. Lineage: Eukaryota; Metazoa; Chordata; Lepidosauria; Squamata; Lacertidae. The record is from RefSeq and is a predicted model, not a curated record.
AUGGACAGAAAUAAAACAGGGGUCCUCGCUCUUCGCUGGCUUCCUUCGCCUCCGCUUCCCCCGAUUUUUUUGGUUGCAGGGAUCCCCCUGGGCCACUCGGCACCCUCCAGAUGUUGGACUGACCUCCCACCAUUCGCGCCUGGGGCUGAUGGGAGCUGGAGCCCAACAACACUUGGGCGGCCCAGCGGUGCUUCAGGUAAGGGGUUUUCGGGAGGCUGGGAACCAAGAUGCUUGGCCUGUUUUCCCCGCCGGACAUUUCAUGGCAACGGACGAGGCGCAGACAGGAAGUCGCCGAGGAAACUAUCGAAACAGUUGCUGGGGGGGCCCCGCUCGGUUUCCGGGGCUGCGGAGGCGCAGCCCAGUCAUAGAAACCCAACCUCUGCAAAAACCCAACCUCCGCACGCCGCGCCGUGUUCAUCUCGUUGGCGAGGCCCUGACCUGGCUGGACCUGAGAGUAUGAUGGCUCACAGCCAGGCAAGGAAAAGGUUUCGGAGCAGGAGCCGAAGCGACUCCCAGAGCAGGCGAGAUGUGGAGGAGAAGGAGAAGAAAAGGAGGAAAAGCAGCAAAGAAUCCCAGGGGAGGAUAAGGAGUUUGUCUCCUGCCAGCAAAAGAGGAUCUGAGCCCCCCCGGGUCCAGAUGGGCUCAGCCUCCAGCAAAGAAGUGAAAAAGAAGAAGAAAGAGAAGGAGAAGAAGAAGAAAAGGAGAAGAGGCAGCAGCAGCAGCAGCUCCUCUUCCUCCGAGACCAGCUCCUUGUCUUCUGGAUCGUCCUCCUCUUCUGAUUCCUCUCCAGAUGUGUCAGGCAACGAGGAAUCCAACCGCAAAAGGAGGAAGCAGAGCAAGAAGAAGCUAAGCAAAGAGAAAGAUAAAAAGCAAAAGAGGAAGAGGAAGAGGAAAACCAAGAAGAAAGCAAAGAAUAAAUCAAAGGGGAGGGAGAAAGAGGGAGAAACAAAGGCAGAGGUAGUCCCUGGACCUUCCCUGGACCAGUGGCAGAAAGAGACGCUGGGAGACUCCGGGCCAGCCCUGACGGACGAGCAGAAAUCCCGCAUCCAAGCAAUGAAGCCUAUGACAAAAGAGGAAUGGGACGCCAGGCAGAGUGUGAUAAGGAGAGUCGUUGACCCUGAAACAGGAAGAACAAGGCUUAUUAAAGGUGAUGGCGAGGUCCUUGAGGAGAUCGUUACUAAGGAGAGGCAUAAAGAAAUUAACAAGCACGCCACGCGGGGAGAUGGCCUUUCCUUCCAGGCGAGGAUGGGGAUGCUGCAGUGAUAACAGGAUGGUCUUCAGAGAUGGUUUUAUUCCCAGCUGCAGCAGCUUUGCCAAAACCAGGCACCGCACUCCCCCCGCCCAACACCCAUCCCCAUGGAAUAUGCAUGCCAGUGCCAUCAGGACUGAGAACUGCUGGGGCAGGAAGAUGCCCAGAUUCAUCAGCUCCUAGUACAAAUCCUUCUGUUUUGCAGUUCUCCCCUGUGAGGCUCUCCGAUUGCUGCCUCCAGCAUGUUUCCUCAUCAAGGCACCUCCCUUAGCAGUGAAAAACCGUGAAAAUAAUUAUCCCAAAGCAAAAGGGAAGUGAGCAAAAACAGAAGACCCAGGUCACUGGAAAGGAAGCGAUGGAAGUCUGACAGCAAUGCUUUUAUUGCUCUGCCUGCCUCCAAGGCAGAUGGACCAAGUGCAAAGUGGGCUGGAGGCUUCUGGUUUUGAUCCUGCUUCUUGCCUCUAUCCUGUGUGGGAGGGGACUUUUUUUCUAAAGCUCAGCCCAGCUACUUCCUAGCUGGCUUCAUGGUGUCUAGGCUCUGAAACCUCAAAAUCAAGGGGCGAGGAAGCAGCUAGAGUACAGCUCUACAUCUAUUGCUGAAGUAGGGGGAGCACCAGCAGCUGCAACCUACCUCCUCCUGCUCCAGGCCGAGGGUGUUUCAUGCUCUUGGGUUCUGCUGGGAAGAGUUAGAGCAGGGUAAGGGCAUGCAGUUCUCACACAGGUCCACUCUUGCUGUGCCCCUCUAGCAUCUCUAGCUGAGCAGCAUCUGCUCAGGCGUGGGGCUUGGCGAGGUGGCUGGUCAGCCAAGUUCUGCUGCUGUCUCACCUUUUCUUGUGCUCUAGCCCGACAACUCAGCCUCUGCCUAAGGGCAGAAGGGCACCAUAGUGGUGAGAUCAGGCUGUUCUGGUUUCCAGCUUCACACUUACACCUACCUAAUACAGGAACAGGAAUGCAUUGAGGCUUCCUUAACAGGUCUACAUGGUAACACUUUUCUGCUGCAGCGUUAGCUAGAUAUGUUGCAUUAAGCUCUGGAUUCUGAAAAGUGCUGACACCUGCUGUGUUCACGGGAAAUUCAAAGCCUUGACCCUUUAAGGGCACCACACAAUUUGCUUCCUUGCUAGAGGGCCCUCGUGCGUCCUUGUGCCAACAGCUAUGCAAUUGGCAAGCAUGUCAUCCUUUCAGGAGCGACUCUGUCCAUGCUGCUUUGCUUUGUUUCCAGGCUCCAUUUGGGCAGAUUACAUAUUUGGUGUAUCUCUGUAUGCCAGGAGUAGCCAAAUGUUUUUGGCCCGAGUGCCAAACAUUGCCAAUCCUCUGAGGGUUGCAUGCCUGUGACACACCACACACACACACAUACACAAUCACACAGGUACACAAAACAUCUCCAUCACUAUGAUGGUUAUUUCUUUAUUGAAGCACCGGGUUAGGUGGAGAGGUUUAAAUCUCUGUUCUCAGGGCAACACUGUGGUAGGAUUGUUGCAGAGGUUUAAACUGUGCAUGUUACUGGCACGAGCAGUUGAUUAAGUUGGGGGGGGGGGAUGAGAAAGGCUACAAUGCCAAAAUGUUGGGGGGGGGGAAGCAUGCUGAGUCUGCCAGAGACCCUUAGAGCAACAGUGUUGUUGCUGGGAUGCUAGACCCCACACCCACCCCUUUCCUUAAAGGUAUGGUAAGGGAAUUGUUAAGCAGCUCUCCUGAGGCAACACCGUGUAGGAGCUGGCCGUGGUUGUUUACUCACCAACUUUUGGUAAUCAAACAAACGUCAGGCAUGUUUGUGUGAAAUUCAUUUUAAUUAUAUCCUGUUAAUUAUUUACGCAGUGCUGAACAAUAAUUCACACUUUGCCCUUAUUCCUCCAAAGAAGAGCCAAGUGCAUGAAUUGUUGCUUUAACUCUUUUUCAUCGAAACUAACACUCAUUAAAAAAAAAUGCUUCACUUUAC